Papaver somniferum (opium poppy) is the source of this 450-nucleotide messenger RNA. RefSeq lists its product as uncharacterized. The record is from RefSeq and is a predicted model, not a curated record. The coding region runs from base 1 to 450 and encodes 149 amino acids. Lineage: Eukaryota; Viridiplantae; Streptophyta; Magnoliopsida; Ranunculales; Papaveraceae. The transcript has a single exon.
AUGUCUGAACACUUGGAGCAUCUCAAGUUUACUUUCUCUUUACUCAGACAGCAUAAACUCUAUGCUAAUAUAUCCAAAUGUUGUUUUGGGCAAUCAUCUUUAGAGUAUUUAGGACACAUAAUCACAGCUGCAAGAGUUUGUGCUGAUCCAAAUAAGAUUGCUUGCAUGCAAUCUUGGCCACAACCUACCACUCUCAAGGAACUGAGAGGAUUUCUUGGCCUUAUAGACUACUACAAGAAAUUUGUCAAGAAUUAUGGGGCCAUCAGUAAACCACUCACUCAUCUUCUCAAGAAGAAUUCUUUUCUUUGGACUUCAGCUGCCACAACAGCUUUUGAACAGCUCAAGCAUGCAACGUCAAACACACCCAUCUUAGCAUUACCAAAUUUCACUAAACCGUUUGUGGUUGAAAGUGAUGCAAGUGACUUGUGUACUGGAGCUGUAUUACUUUAG